Messenger RNA from Bemisia tabaci, 3169 nucleotides. Lineage: Eukaryota; Metazoa; Arthropoda; Insecta; Hemiptera; Aleyrodidae. The record is from RefSeq and is a predicted model, not a curated record.
AUAAUUUUUUAGAUUUGAAGCAACUUGAGUGAAUGCUGUGUGAUUUGCCGAAAGAAAAGUUGGACUUUGGUGAUUACCAAACUGCAUCACUACUGCAGCGGUUGCAGCGCUAUGUUGUAACUGGUUUCCCAAUACCCUAAGACUUCUCGUCUUCUCCUAUUUCCGGGUUACACUCGACCGUCAGUGUCACAAGAAGUGCAGUUUACAUUUACGACCUUUACGUGUUUCCAUUAGUUAGGAACAGUGCAAUUUUCAUCAGAAAUUCCACGAUGGCUGUCCAUUUGGCGAAGAAUGCUCUCGUAUUUGGGAAAGGAAUCAAACCCAGCAUUUCGCACUCCUCCAAUGUUGCGCUGAGAUGUCUCUCAACCUCUGGAAACUUUUAUUCUCCUCGCAAAACAAUUAAAGACAAGACUGGGAAGAACAUUGUUUUCGUUGAUGGUGUUCGUACUCCAUUCUUGAUGUCAGGAACGGAUUAUGCCAAGCUGAUGCCUCAUGAACUUGCAAGACAUUCUUUAUUAGGUAUUGUGAAAAAAACAGGCAUCUCCCCAGAAAUCAUAGACUAUGUCAUCUAUGGUACAGUCAUCCAAGAGGUGAAAACUAGCAACAUCGGAAGAGAAGCUGCGUUGAGCGCUGGUUAUCCUGAAAAAACUCCUGCUCAUACUGUCACCAUGGCUUGCAUCAGCUCCAACCAAGGAAUAACAACAGGUAUUGGAAUGAUUGCUGCUGGCGCAAUAGAUGUAGCAGUAGCUGGUGGUGUCGAGUUCAUGUCAGAUAUUCCGAUUCGUCACUCACGUAAAAUGAGAAGCCUUUUGUUGAAGAUGAACAAGGCCAAAACACCUGUUGACACUCUGAAAUUACUCGCUUCAUUCCGUCCUGAUUAUCUUGUCCCUGAGUUACCAGCAAUAGCUGAGUUUUCCUCCGGUGAAACGAUGGGUCACUCUGCUGACCGGCUGGCAGCUAGUUUCAAAGUCAGUCGUAAGGAGCAAGAUGAGUACGCUCUGCGUUCUCAUACCCUAGCACAGGAAGCCUUUGAGAAAGGAUAUCUCACCGAUUUAUUACCUUUCACUUUGCCUGGAACAGAAAAAACCGUUUCAAAAGACAACGGUGUAAGAGUGUCAAACAUGGAAAAGUUGUCUUCUUUAAAACCUGCUUUUAUUAAACCACAUGGUACAAUCACUGCUGCCAAUGCAUCUUUCCUUACUGAUGGUGCCUCAGCCUGUCUUAUAAUGACUGAAGAAAAAGCAAAACAACUAGGACUGAAACCCAAAGCCUACCUGAGGGACUUCGUCUAUGUAUCCCAAGAUCCCAAGGAUCAAUUACUUCUAGGCCCCACAUACGCAACUCCAAAAGUUCUAGAAAGAGCUGGUCUAGGAGUUCAAGACAUCGAUGUUUGGGAAGUCCAUGAAGCGUUUGCCGGACAGAUUCUAGCAAAUCUGCGUGCCAUGGACAGUGACUGGUUUGCCAAGGAAUUCAUGAACCGCAGCCAAAAAGUUGGAGUUCCAGAUAUAGAUAAAUGGAAUAAAUGGGGUGGAUCGCUAAGUAUUGGGCACCCAUUUGCCGCAACUGGAGUUAGGUUGACUGUCCACACAGCAAACAGACUCAUCCGAGAAGAUGGUCAGUUUGGCCUGAUCGCUGCCUGCGCUGCUGGAGGUCAGGGAGUUGGCAUGAUAAUUGAAAGACAUCCCGAUGGAAAAGCCACAUAAACCAAAGAUUGAAAAAAUUAAAUUUAAUGAAGAAUUGAAUUACGCGGGUUCCGUCUGAUUUUGAAAUUUUAGCAGUAAUGAAUUUGUAUGCUCUUGUUGGUGUGAUUGGUUUGUCCUCUCCUUUGUUGUGUAUGUAUUCUUCACUUCUAGUAGUUGUAAGAAGUAACAAAAAUACGUGGUGCAUGAAAUUUUCUCAACCUUGUCCUACAUUGUGCAAAGAGAGGGAGAGAGAGCAGUUGCAAUGGAGGUAAAAAUAUUUAAUAUCUACUGCCCUCCUCCCCUCUCUCUUUAUGAAAUUAUCAGAAAAGAGAUUUCAAAACAUGAAUAGUUGGUGAACCAAUCAAUCGUAAUGCACAAAUGCUUUCUACAUGUUGCUAAUCAAGAUUCUAUCGGCUUUCUCCUCUUUUUUACUUUUAUUCAGCUCAAUGGUAAGGUGAAGGUUUGUCAAAAUUUUGAGCUUUUGUUGAGUUGCAUGAAUUGUAUGGAUGUGUAAGCACGUGUAAAAAGUUGCUGGCUGGACAAAAAAACCACAUAUCCAGAUCGUAAUGUUUCAUAAUUUCUACUCAUGGUUAUUUUUCGUCAGAAAACAAGCCAUCUCAAUCACUCAGAAUUUUUAUGGAUGGUUCAUUCAAUUGAAAAAACUCAUGGAGAUUUUCAAGGUAUUAUGUCGGUCAGGUCUCCAAUAAAAAAAUGAAGUAUGACAAGAAGUGCAUAAUGUUGCGAUGUGAGAUAUUCAGUUUUUGAGUCUUGCCAUCCGAAUAUAAAUAUAUUUUCAUAAUUUGUAUUACUAAGUGUGAAAAGUAACUCAAGUACAAACAUGAAAAAAAAAAGGGGAAAAAAUAUACAGUAGUUACCGCUAAAAAGGAGAAGCAGAAAAUUUGUUGAAUUGUUAACUCUCUCUAAAGCCUGUUUUAUUUGGCUAUAAAAGCCAUAAAUACUUUUUUGAAAAAUCACUCGAAUCACCAGUUAUGUCAAAACAAUUUCUUAUUUUUGAAAACUUUCUGUUCUAAUUAUUGAGUAAUCCAUGUUAUUUCGGUUAAUUUUAGAAUCGUCCAGGAUUCUUAAGAUAUGUAGUAUUGAUAUGUUGAUCCUGAUUGUUUCUUUUUAAGCAUCGAAACCACCUAUCUUCUGUGUUUUUCAAAACAGUAUGCAAUUGGAAAAAUUGAUCUUGUCCCUCUUUUGUUGAAGUUCAGCCAUCCAUUCUAGGCCCGAGUCUACAUAUUCGAAGAAUCUAGGACUAUAUUUUGUUGGAUGGAAAAAAAUGGAAAGUUUCGCUUGCAGAUCCAUGAUUUGAUGAACCAUCUUCAAUUAUAAGAUAAGACUGUAUUUUUAGUGUAGCUGUAUAUUUAAGAAUUGACUGAAACAUGUUUUUAUUCAUCUGCAUAGAUCCCUUUUUUUAAAUUUGUUAUCUAGUUAAUUAAUUUUAUUUUUAUACUGCUCUAAAAUAUAGGUUGAUUAGUGUGAAA